Molecule: messenger RNA, 1371 nt
Organism: Nerophis lumbriciformis (worm pipefish)
Lineage: Eukaryota; Metazoa; Chordata; Actinopteri; Syngnathiformes; Syngnathidae
Source: RefSeq, a predicted model, not a curated record
AUUGCAAAAAUGGACGAGAUGUACGAUCCGCUCAAGUGCAAUGAAGACCUGGCAUCCUCCCCUGUAUGCCACAUGGACUAUGAUGACAUGCCGGAGUUGCAGGCAGUGGAAGAGGAUCAGCGGUCCCCUGGCUUGUUCCAGGUGGGUGCCGGUGUGUCGCAUCAGGAGGCAAGCGGCUCUGCCAACACCAACUGGCUCGCUGAGCUCGCAAACAUUGCCACCAGUCCUCAGAGCCCGUUACUCAAAGAUGCCCCGUAUAAGAGAUCAUCUCCAGUUCACAUCUUUGGCAACAGCAACAGUUUACAUUCCUACGCCCGUCCUCCUUUGGCUAGUAGUGCACCCAAUCCCUUUAGAGGUCACCUCCGGGAGCGUAGGCGUGUCAGGGCCAGCAGUGAGUCUGAGUCUGGAGUUUUCUCCAUGUCAUCGUCCUUUUCUGACGAUGAAGACAUGGCAUGGUCCCAUUCAUGGCCCUCCACAGCCUGGCACUGCUUCCUGAAAGGAACUCGCCUCCGCUUUCAUCGCGGCCCAAACGUCGAGUGGCAGGAAGCGGAUGAACUCGGAGAUUCUGAUGAAGAUUCUGAUGACGAGAGCAUGAUGCCGUCCAACUCUUCCUCGCUUAAGCGGUUUGGCUCUGAGGGGUUGAAGCUGAUAAGUCACGAGGAGACGUUGUCUUACGGCCAAGCUGUUCUGAAACUAACCUUUGAUCCUGGCUCACCUGACGAUGGUCUUUUAACCGCUGAAUGCCGAUUGGACCACCCCUUUUUUGUACAAAGUAAAGGUUGGGCCUCCUUUUAUCCGAGCCUUACCGUGGUGCAUCAUGGAAUUCCUUGCUACGAGAUGCAGCUGGGCGACAUGUGUCUGCCGCCAAACCACCCAGAUGCCAUUAAAUGUGACGAUUCAGUUGUUUUUGAUACAUUUAGAAGUUAUGACUUCACCCCGCUGGACUCAUCUGCCGUGUAUGUGCUGAGCAGCAUGGCCCGCCAGCGCCGAACCUCCCUGUCCAGCUGUGGUGGAGCUAGUCCGGACUGCGACAAAUUGGAGCACUCGGGGUCCCUGCAGUCGGCGGGCAACAAGUCGAACAGGAGCCAGGCCUCAGGGGGUAGCGGUGGUGCUACACCCACAAAAUGCAAGCGGCCUAUGAACGCCUUCAUGCUGUUCGCUAAGAAAUACCGAGUGGAAUACACGCAGAUGUAUCCUGGAAAAGACAACAGAGCCAUUAGUGUCAUCCUGGGUGACAAGUGGAAGAAGAUGAAGAGCGAGGAGCGGCGAUUGUAUACCAUGGAGGCCAAGGCUUUGGCCGAAGAGCAGAAGCGUCUUAAUCCCGACUGCUGGAAGCGCAAAAGGACCAACUCUGGUUCCCAGCAGUCUUAA